AUGUCCCAGCUGCGUCUCCUCAGCCUCCUGCUGCUGCUGCUCUGCUGCCAGGGCCCCUUCGCCCAGAUCACGGAUUUUGUCUUCGAGAGCUGGAAGGCGUACAGUGAGGAGUGCCACCGCAACAUGAGCCACCUGCCCGCGCCCACAGAGCUGGUCUGCAACCGCACCUUCGACAAGUUCUCCUGCUGGCCUGACACACCGCCCAACAGCACCGCCAGCGUCCCCUGCCCCUGGUUCCUGCCCUGGUACCAGAAAGUGAAGCACAGACAUGUCUUCAAGACCUGCGGGCCGGACGGGCAGUGGCUCACGGGCCCCCGGGGACAGUCCCUGCGCGAUGCCACGCAGUGUGAGCUCGACACUGAGGACCUGGAGGCGCAGGUGAGCAGAACUGGGGGGCGGCCAUUGCAGGGCUCCCUGCCCUGGCCCCCCCGCCUCUGCAGCAAGCUGCACUGCAUGAGGAACUACAUCCACAUGAACCUCUUCGCCUCCUUCAUCCUGAAGGGAGUCUCCGUGCUGGUCAUCGACGCCCUGCUCAAGACCCACUACAGCGACAAGAUUGACGACUACAACGUGCACAUCUGGCUGAGUGACGAGGCGGCCGCAGGCUGCCGGGCGGCCACAGUCUUCAUGCAGUACGGCAUAGUGGCCAACUACUGCUGGCUGCUGGUGGAGGGCAUCUACCUGCACAACCUCCUGGUGGUGGCCGUCUUCUCCGAGAGGAGCUACUUUACCCUCUACCUGUGCAUCGGCUGGGGGGCGCCCAUGCUGUUCCUCAUCCCCUGGGUCGUUGUGAAGUUCCUCUACGAAAACAUCCAGUGCUGGACCACGAACAACAACAUGGGCUUCUGGUGGAUCCUUCGCUUCCCCGUGUUCCUGGCCAUCCUGAUCAACUUCUUCAUCUUCAUCCGCAUCAUCCAGAUCCUCGUCUCCAAGCUCCGCGCGCACCAGAUGCGCUACACUGACUACAAGUUCAGGCUGGCCAAGUCCACGCUGACGCUGAUCCCACUGCUGGGCAUCCACGAGGUGGUCUUCGCCUUCAUCACAGACGAGCAUGCCCAGGGUACCCUGCGCUACGUCAAGCUCUUCUUUGACCUCUUCCUGAGCUCCUUCCAGGGGAUGCUGGUGGCCAUUCUCUACUGCUUCGUCAACAAGGAGGUGCAGGCAGAGCUACUGAAGAGGUGGCAGCGCUGGAAGCUGGGGAAGGACCUGGCAGAGGAGUACAAGCACACCUACAGCCACGCGCCCAGUGCCCGCAACGGUGCCGGCAGUGCCUGUGAGAAGCAUCAGCUGGUAAGCGGCUGCGCCAAUGGGCUGGGGCGCAGCCCCGCCGUGCGCCCCGGCACCCACUACCUCGAGAGGACCGGCCGCAGCACCGCCGAGCACCUCGCCCUGGGGGACCGGCACCACUGCUACGAGUUCCCUGAGUCCACGGCUGAGAGCCACUUCUGA
Messenger RNA from Nipponia nippon (crested ibis), 1449 nucleotides. The record is from RefSeq and is a predicted model, not a curated record. Lineage: Eukaryota; Metazoa; Chordata; Aves; Pelecaniformes; Threskiornithidae.